GGAGAUAGGUUUAGUUUUGCAGCUCUGUGUGGUUUAGACUCUCACGUGUAUGCUACACACUUCAUUCGGGCGGACGUGAUUUCACUUCAUUUCAAAUGUGAAUGCGCAAACUUUCACACGUCUCACAUUACAGAGGAAACACAAGAUGCCGCCACGAAAGGGUAAAGUAAAGGAGGAACAGCCAGUGGUUACUUUAGGACCACAAGCUAAAGAAGGCGAAAAUAUAUUUGGUGUCGCACAUAUUUUCGCGUCGUUCAAUGAUACUUUUGUUCAUGUCACUGAUAUAUCUGGUCGAGAAACAAUUGUGCGUGUAACUGGUGGUAUGAAGGUGAAAGCGGACCGUGAUGAAGCAUCACCUUAUGCUGCCAUGCUCGCUGCUCAGGAUGUUGCUGAACGUUGUAAAGCACUAUCAAUUAACGCUUUGCACAUCAAGUUGCGUGCAACAGGUGGGACAAAAACAAAAACUCCAGGACCGGGCGCGCAGUCAGCGCUUCGUGCAUUAGCUCGUUCUGGUAUCAAAAUUGGGCGAAUUGAAGAUGUAACGCCUAUUCCAACGGAUUGUACCAGACGAAAGGGUGGUCGUCGUGGUCGCCGUUUGUGAACUGUCGAAGUUUUACAGUUUGUAUGCAAAUCAGUGUAGCCCUAUAUAAUCGAUUGUUACUACGGCUGAUAAAGUUUAUGGACAGUAGUGUUUUUUUUUUAUUCACAAUAAAAGUGGAACAAAUUUGGUUGGAGAGGUCGAUCAUUUUGUGGUUAAAUACAGUUAUUUCUUCAUGAACGACAAAAGAGUGUUUCAUGUGAACCUUAACUAGAGGAAAUGGGAAGAGGAUUCAAAAAUAGAUUGUUGACAUAUGAGGAAGAACCCUGUAUUGUUUUCAUUGCGAUAAAGAACCAGAGUUGUGCAAAUAUUUUUUACGAGAGCAUGAUCAGGAUCAUCCAAUUGUAAUGCAGUACUCCUGUUGACAACACUGAGUCAUAAAAUAUGGUACAAUAUCCACUAAAUUUGUAGUAAAAGCUAAUAAAACAAAUGGUUUUAGUCCG
Messenger RNA from Loa loa (African eye worm), 1041 nucleotides. Its product is annotated as 40S ribosomal protein S14. The transcript is spliced from 4 exons. The record is from RefSeq and is a predicted model, not a curated record. Gene Ontology annotation, molecular function: structural constituent of ribosome; mRNA 5'-UTR binding; small ribosomal subunit rRNA binding. NCBI's taxonomy places the organism in Eukaryota, Metazoa, Nematoda, Chromadorea, Rhabditida, Onchocercidae. Gene Ontology annotation, cellular component: cytosolic small ribosomal subunit; ribosome. The coding region runs from base 146 to 601 and encodes 151 amino acids. Gene Ontology annotation, biological process: maturation of SSU-rRNA from tricistronic rRNA transcript (SSU-rRNA, 5.8S rRNA, LSU-rRNA); ribosomal small subunit assembly; translation.